Messenger RNA from Pungitius pungitius (ninespine stickleback), 3729 nucleotides. It is a transcript of the gene galnt4, whose product is annotated as POC1 centriolar protein homolog B (Chlamydomonas), like. Gene Ontology annotation, molecular function: polypeptide N-acetylgalactosaminyltransferase activity. Lineage: Eukaryota; Metazoa; Chordata; Actinopteri; Perciformes; Gasterosteidae. Bases 565 to 2307 code for a protein of 580 amino acids. The record is from RefSeq and is a predicted model, not a curated record. The transcript has 11 exons. Gene Ontology annotation, biological process: protein O-linked glycosylation. Gene Ontology annotation, cellular component: Golgi apparatus.
AAAGUAGCCAGAAGCCAGUGGCACUGAAGUCAAAUGACAGCUAACCGUGGUUAGCAAUGCUCUUCGUCAAGCUGUUUGGAGAUGACGCUACCAGUACCGGAAGCGAGGUAAACCUACCCUCUUCUUCCUUUUCCUUGAAUGUGGAAAUGUUAGGAACUAGUAAGAGGAAGUAGUAAACUGUUUUAAACGAAACACAAUCCUCUCACCCUUCAUACGUCAUUUUAAGUUUCUAUACGUUUGUUACUGUCGGUGAUGUAAGUUAGCUAGCACCCUACAGGGGCCGGUUAACAUUAAGCGAGUCCCACCCGUCCGUCGUGCUUUUGUUCUGAAAGGGUCUUACCGGAACAUCUGUGUUUUUUUCCCGGCAGCUCCGACACCGGUUAGAAGCUCCACAACGUGGAGAAGAGGAUGUGGCUCCGCUGACAUCUGCGAGCCAGAGGUUUGACUGGAAGACGACCUCCGUCAGCUUGACAAACACAGGACAGCGGGCAUAGCAAACCUCCGCGACAUGUAACUUCUUUUAAAGAGCACCCUAAAGCUCAGCCAGUCCCUGGACUUUCCGUCAUGAGGUGGCGUUGCUCUCGAAAACCUGUUGUGCUGGCCAAGGCUGGCUUCCUGCUCUGGGUGCUAUGGCUGGGCUACGUUCUGUUGGCGCGCUCCUCUUCCUCUCCAGAGAAGGAAGGCGAGGACCGCGAUCUUGCGCCGAGACAGCUCCCCGCUCACGAGGCCGAGGCGGUCGAGCAGCUGGCGAGGCCGCUCUACGUUAAGCCGCCACCGGACCACAAUGCGCCGGGCGAGAUGGGUCGGGCCACUCACCUCAACCUCGGCCCCGAAGAGAAGAAACAGGAGGAGGACAGCGUGGAGCGCUACGCUAUCAAUAUCUAUGCUAGCGAUAAGAUUUCCCUUCAUCGGCACAUCCAAGACCACAGGAUGAAAGAGUGCCGGAGUAAGAAGUUUGAAUACCGCCGUUUACCCACCACCUCUGUGAUCAUCGCCUUCUACAACGAGGCCUGGUCCACCCUGCUGAGGACCGUUCACAGUGUCCUGGAGACCACGCCGGCCAUUCUGUUGAAAGAGAUCAUCCUCAUUGAUGACUACAGUGACAGAGGCUACCUGAAAUCCAAGCUUGAGGACUACUUCAGUAAUCUGGAUCGCGUGCGGCUCAUCCGCACCAACAAAAGGGAGGGGCUGGUCCGGGCCCGUCUCAUUGGGGCCACCUACGCCACGGGGGACGUUCUGACCUUUCUGGAUUGCCACUGCGAGUGUGUCCCCGGUUGGAUUGAGCCACUGCUGGAAAGGAUUGGCGAGAACGCCAGUACCAUCGUGUGCCCUGUGAUCGACACCAUCGACUGGAACACCUUUGAGUAUUACAUGCAAACAGAUGAGCCCAUGAUCGGAGGCUUUGACUGGAGACUCACCUUCCAGUGGCACCCGGUUCCAGAAGUAGAACGUAGGAGGCGCAAGUCUCGCAUCGACCCCAUCAGGUCUCCUACAAUGGCGGGUGGUCUGUUUGCAGUGAGCAAGGCCUACUUCGAGCAUCUAGGCACAUAUGACAUGGGCAUGGAGGUGUGGGGAGGAGAAAACCUGGAGCUCUCCUUCAGGGUGUGGCAGUGCGGCGGCAGUCUGGAGAUUCACCCCUGCUCUCAUGUGGGCCAUGUGUUUCCUAAAAAGGCCCCUUAUGCACGGCCCAACUUCCUACAAAAUACCGUACGAGCCGCAGAGGUUUGGAUGGACUCUUAUAAACAACACUUCUACAACAGGAAUCCUCCAGCCAAAAGGGAGACCUAUGGGGAUAUCUCAGAGCGGCUGCUGCUGAGGGAGAGGCUGAAAUGCAACAGCUUUGAAUGGUAUCUGGAGAACAUCUACCCGGAACUCCACGUACCGGAGGACAAGGAGGACUGGCAUGGGGCUGUACGAAGCUUGGGAGUAAACUCUGAAUGUCUUGACUACAACUCCCCUGAGCACAAUCCCACAGGUGCCCAGCUUUCUCUGUUUGGCUGCCACGGGCAGGGGGGCAACCAGUACUUUGAGUACACGACCCAGAAGGAGAUCCGCUUCAACUCUGUGACGGAGCUGUGUGCCGAAGUGACUGAGGGACAGACCGCCAUCAGUAUGAGGCACUGCCCCAGUGACGGCGAGAUCAAACCUCCCAGUAUCACCUGGGACUUCAGAGCGGACGGGACCAUCUACCACCCCCACUCGGACAUGUGCGUGACGGCCUACCGCGCACCGGGCGGCCGCACAGACACCCAGAUGAGACGGUGCACCCCAGGAGACAAGAACCAGCUGUGGAAGUUUGAGUGGUAGGAGGAGGAAGGCAGAAAGUAGCAGGGAACCAGCCCCCCCAAGUGACCUUCGUUUACCACAGUGCAAUUACUACAGAGGUCUUCCAGCGAGAGUGGCGGGGAAAUGAAAGGUGGCGUUGCAGUCACUUUAAGCCAAUGAAUUGCCCAAUUCAGAGCUUUUUUUUUUUUUUUUACUGGUUUGAAUGACUGAAUAAGGGAAGAAUGAAUGAGGUUUGAUAAACCAGAGACUUUCAUCUUCAUCAAAGUGCCUCUGCAACCAAAAUAGAGCCGAGGGCACGCCCAAAGUCUCGCCAUUGUCUCUGAUGCGACAUCUUGAAGCAGUGAAACCGAUUUUUACCGGCCAGCACAUAAAGAAGUGCCUUUCAAGGAGAUCGAAAGCGUUUGCUAGAAAACGUCACUACAGGAUGUGACUUUGGAUGUGCAAUUAAGAUGAAUUAUUGCUGUUAAAUAACCAUGUUUGUCUGAAGUUGUCAAAAAAUGGGUGAGGAAAAAAAAACAUUUCGAAGAAGGGCAGCUGAAAAAAAGACAGGAAUGUCGGGUCAGCAGCGCAAAGCAGCUACUUCUCCACACGCUUCGUCAUGUGAGAGGAAGCCCGCUGAGAGGCGGCUGCGGUCAUACUAGACUGCUCAAUUCCAUCUUGUGUCCUUGGAGCCAGUUUCAUGGUAGAAUGCGGCCCGAAUAAGCAGACGUGAGGAAUUUUUAAGCCUUUGUACUAAGUGCAAUUUGCCCCAGAGGGCCUGGUGAGUUUAUUAGAAUAUUCUCAUCUAUUUUUAUUUUUGUAGUGUUGUGUAAAAUGAAUACCCACUAAACUCACCUGACACUGUGCCUUGAAAGGUUGUCACUCUUAAAAGGACAGGUUUUCUUUUUACCCAAGAGGAAACGUGCCGGAUGAUGCCAGGUGCAUUUAGAAAUGUUUGAGGGCUAAAAACUAAAACCACACCGGCUUGAUGCAAUUGAUUUUAACUUUGUUAGGUCUGUUUGUAAACCGUACUUGAAGCAGCAUCCAUAAAACUCUCCUUGUUUGGUUUUCCACUGAAGACUGUUUUAUUUUUGUACUGGGAUUCAAUGACAGAAAUGAUGCGGCUGAAUUUGCAGAGGACUGUCUAUCGCUGAGUAGCGUUUGGUGUCCGUGGUCCUUUUUGAAAUCAUGAAAAGAGAUUUUCAUACUAGUCUAUGCAUACAUGUAACAUGACGCCAGUUUUGUGUUUUUGUAAAUGUUUUUUUAAGGGACCAAAUGGGGACAGUGGUGUUGGAAAGCACCUUUUUUUUAACUACUGAUUGUGCAAAAGGGAUGGUGGUGAUGAUCGUUUUUAAAGGGUGAUUUAAAUGGGACGGCUGUUUUCAAUGAUACAAGCUGUCGUGAUGAUUGUAAGAAUACAAAAUAAAAAAAACUAACCUCAGAUGCACAGCGUCAUUUUCUUUG